CAUCAACAUACAAAAAGGUGUACAAAGAAAAGAAAUGUGAAAAAAAACACGAGGCCAACCUAUCUAACACUUUAAGAGGGAGUAUGCAGUCUUUAGUGCUAAAUCCACGUAUCUGUUUGCUAAACUUUAGAUGUAAACAUCACGAGUAUGCUGUUUGUAUUACAUUCAUGUUGUUUAUUUAUGCAAGAUAAUCUACCCAAAAUAGGCUAAAUCGAAGUUGAGCAUUUAAUCUGCAUAUGAAAAUGUCAUUUUCACCCUUUCAAACGAUUUGACCUUGAAAGUCUCGCCCGGAAUGAUGGCAUAUUUGUACCCGCUCCCAAUCAUAACGGGAUAUUCAUUAUGUGCCUCCCCUAGCGGAGACGAGGCGGAUUUACAAUGUCAAAUGAAAAAGCAGGGAUGAACGCCAUGUCUGAUCCCGCUGUUGAGGGCUAAAAAGAGCGAACACUUCAUCGAGGAUUCGAGUCGGUUCGCAUAAUCAGACUCGACCUCCGAGAUGUCGGAGAGCGCGGGGAUUCCUCAGGGCUCCCCGGCGGUGGGCGCGGCGGGCUCGGCAGGCUCAGCUCCGGCAGCGCCGGGAGUCGGCGGAACCGAAUGUUCAGGCGCCGCCGUCGGUUCUGCACGUAUCGCCGUGAAGAAGGCGCAGCUCCGCUCCUCCCCGCGCCCGAAGAAACUGGAGAAACUCGGCGUGUAUUCCUCAUGCAAGGCUGAAGGAGCUUGCAAAUGUAAUGGCUGGAAGAGUCAAAAUCCACCACCGACUCCGCCUCCUCCAACCCCACCCAGAGCAGAGCAGCCAAUAGCUGUUAACCUAAUGGAGCCCUGCAGAAGCUGUAGCCACGCCCUUGGUGACCAUGUUACACACCUGGAGAAUGUGUCGGAAGAAGAGAUGAACAGGCUGCUUGGAAUUGUACUGGAUGUGGAAUAUUUGUACACACGUGUCCAUAAAGAGGAGGAUCCUGACACUAAACAAGUUUACUUCUCUCUCUUUAAAUUGCUGAGGAAAUGCAUCCUGCAGAUGGGAAGGCCAGUGGUGGAGGCUCUGGAAAGUCCGCCUUUUGAAAAACCAAGCAUUGAACAGGGCGUGAAUAACUUUGUGCAUUACAAGUUUAGCCACCUACCAUCUAAGGAGAGGCAAACCAUCGUGGAGCUCGCGAAGAUGUUCCUCAACCAGAUCAACUACUGGCAGCUAGAGACGCCCUCACAACGGAGACAAAGAGUGCCGGAUGAUGAUGUAGCUGGUUAUAAAGUCAAUUACACAAGGUGGCUGUGUUAUUGUAAUGUGCCCCAGUUUUGUGACAGUCUUCCUCGCUACGAGGCCACGCAGACAUUCGGACGCACUUUUCUCCGCACCGUAUUCACUAUUAUGAGGAAACAGCUGCUGGAACAGGCCAGGCAGGAGAAAGACAAACUGGCACCUGAGAAACGCACGCUCAUUCUCACACAUUUCCCCAAGUUUCUGUCUAUGCUGGAGGAGGAGGUGUAUAGUCACAAUUCACCCAUCUGGAGUGAAAACUUCAUGGCUGGUUUAUCAGGUGGACAGAUUCCCACAGUGAUCAGUGCUCCGCCUGUGACCCGCCCCCUGUUCUAUACCAGUAGUCCCGCCCCUGUAGAGCUGUCUGGAGGAGGCAGCGUAAGCCCGGCCCGGAAACCAGCAUCCGCUCUGGAGACCAAUCCAGGAUGUGUACAUACAGUAGGUGGAGAAAAACGAAAGCCUUCAGAGCCUUUAUCUCAUCACGAGGAUAGCAAACGACCACGUGUAGUCGGUGACAUUCCAAUGGAACUUAUUAAUGAAGUCAUGUCCACCAUCACAGACCCUACUGCCAUGCUGGGACCAGAGACCAGUCUCCUGUCAGCCCAUUCUGCACGUGAUGAAGCUGCUCGGUUAGAGGAGAGACGUGGCGUCAUCGAGUUCCAUGUCAUUGGAAACUCCCUCAACCAGAAGCCCAAUAAGAAAAUCCUCAUGUGGCUUGUUGGCCUGCAGAACGUCUUCUCUCACCAGCUUCCUCGCAUGCCUAAAGAAUACAUCACGCGCCUCGUCUUUGACCCGAAGCACAAGACUCUCUCUCUUAUUAAAGAUGGCCGUGUCAUCGGGGGAAUCUGCUUUCGCAUGUUUCCAACUCAGGGCUUCACUGAGAUCGUGUUCUGUGCCGUCACCUCCAACGAACAGGUCAAGGGUUAUGGAACUCACCUCAUGAAUCAUCUGAAGGAAUACCACAUCAAGCAUGAAAUGCUCAACUUUCUCACCUAUGCUGAUGAAUAUGCCAUUGGCUACUUCAAGAAACAGGGAUUCUCUAAGGAUAUUAAAGUGCCGAAGUCUAAGUACCUGGGCUACAUUAAAGACUAUGAGGGGGCUACGCUGAUGGGCUGUGAACUCAAUCCCUGCAUCCCUUACACUGAGUUCUCUGUCAUCAUAAAGAAACAGAAAGAGAUCAUUAAGAAGCUUAUAGAGCGCAAGCAAGCGCAGAUUCGUAAAGUUUACCCUGGCUUGUCCUGUUUCAAGGAAGGAGUUCGGCAGAUUGCCAUUGAGAGCAUUCCAGGAAUCCGUGAGACGGGCUGGAAACCUUUGGGGAAAAGCAAAGAGCUGAAGGAUCCAGAUCAGCUGUAUAGUACCUUAAAGAACAUUUUACAGCAGGUCAAGUCACACCAGAACGCAUGGCCCUUCAUGGAACCUGUAAAGAAGAAUGAGGCACCUGGUUAUUACCAAGUCAUCCGGUUCCCAAUGGAUCUAAAGACGAUGAGCGAGCGCCUAAAGAGUCGCUACUACACGAUGCGGAAACUGUUCAUGGCCGACAUGCAGCGGAUAUUCACUAACUGUCGCGAGUACAACCCUCCCGAAAGCGAGUACUACAAAUGUGCCAACCUACUGGAGAAAUUCUUUUACACCAAGAUCAAAGAGGCGGGCCUCGUUGACAAGUAGUCUUACUGGCAAGUA
Molecule: messenger RNA, 2929 nt
Organism: Triplophysa rosa
Lineage: Eukaryota; Metazoa; Chordata; Actinopteri; Cypriniformes; Nemacheilidae
Gene: kat2b
Product: K(lysine) acetyltransferase 2B
Exons: 18
Coding region: 494-2914 (806 amino acids)
Biological process (GO): chromatin remodeling; positive regulation of transcription by RNA polymerase II
Cellular component (GO): nucleus; histone acetyltransferase complex
Molecular function (GO): histone H3 acetyltransferase activity; protein binding
Source: RefSeq, a predicted model, not a curated record